This is a messenger RNA of Rhipicephalus sanguineus (brown dog tick), 1334 nucleotides long. Its product is annotated as proclotting enzyme-like. The annotation marks the transcript as partial. Gene Ontology annotation, biological process: proteolysis. The transcript is spliced from 8 exons. Gene Ontology annotation, molecular function: serine-type endopeptidase activity. NCBI's taxonomy places the organism in Eukaryota, Metazoa, Arthropoda, Arachnida, Ixodida, Ixodidae. The record is from RefSeq and is a predicted model, not a curated record.
GGCUCUCCUUCUUCCAGAUGCUGUCCCAGCUGUACGACCUCAAUCGGUGCCGAACGCCGCAGGGUACAUUCGGAACCUGCGGAGACAUCACGCGCUGUAUCUACCUGCUUCUAGACUUUUCGCGGCUCCGGCAGUCCAUCUGCUUUCAGAACUUGGUCUUUCCCGGAGUGUGCUGCCCAGGAAGGACGCCGGCGUCCCUGGAAGAGCCUUUCACGGAGUCCAACUUCAUCGCGGUCUCCGUGGUCGAAGGUUCCAACAAGUCGUCGACGACCUCGAUGUCGACCGCCUGGACCACGGCGUACCCGGUCGGGACGGCGACCACGCGUAGGCCGCGGCCGACCACCACUCGGAGGGCCCAGUCGAGGCCACCUUCCUCGUUCACCGUCGCACAGGUGGUGACGAGCCCCGUCAUAGUUACGACUGUUACCAGCAGGCCCACAACAAUGGUCUUCAUCGACCACAUUGCACAAGUACCCAGGCCACGCCCACCGAGGCCUCCACGGCCUCCAAGGCCACCCCCCAGACCUCCUUCUGCCCCUCCUCCUUCACCACAGCCGAUGCCUUCGCCUGCGAUGCCUCCACCGUCCGUAGCCCAGUUGCCAUCGGUGGCGCUGUCUGGACCCUCUCCGCUCUUGCCACCACCAGCGCCCACAAGGCGUUGUGGUCACGCCGGUCGGGACGGCAGAAUUGUCGGAGGCCAUGAAGCGUCGCCAGGGCAAUGGCCUUGGAUGGCUGCCAUAUUUCUCGAAGGUCGACGCGGACGAGAAUUCUGGUGCGGCGGGGCUCUCAUCAACGAGCGCUACGUUCUCACAGCCGCUCACUGCCUCUCCCAUCCAUCGGGAUUCAGGUACCGUCCCGCGAAGCUGAGCGUGCGUCUGGGCGAGCACCAUAUCUACAGCGAUCGCGACCACGCGCACCCAGUGGACUUCCGCGUCGACGCAGCGCUGCAGCACCCGCGUUUUGCCCGGCACGGCUUCUACAACGACAUCGCGCUGCUGCGUCUCGCGGAAUCAGCGCAGUUCAACGAGGCCGUGCGUCCGAUCUGCUUGCCGGAGGCCACCGCCACUGCCGCCUCCUCGACAACAGCAGCGACGUCCACAGCGGGGGCACCGAAGGCACGGGACCCCAUCGCGGGUCUCAUGGCCACCGUCAUAGGAUGGGGAACGCUGUCAUACGGCGGUUCCAACAGCGGCACUCUGCAGCAGGUGUCAUUCCCCAUCUGGCACAACGAGGAUUGCGACAGGCGCUACGUGCAGCCAAUCACGCGCGGUUUCCUCUGCGCCGGAUACAUCGAGGGAGGCAAGGACGCCUGUCAGUAUCAUAUUCGGAGGUGA